UCGGAAGGAGCGGGCGCUUAUUGUGCGGCGCGCAGGUGGUGGAACUUGCGGGCGGCAGCUGGCGCUCGCUGCGGAGGUCUCAGAACCUCUGCAGGCUGUGCGGGAGCGGGGCGAGGCGAGCGCGAAAAGGGGGAAGGGAGCCGGGCUAGCCGGCCCAGCCGAGCCGGAGCCGCUGCUCCCCGCAGAGCUGCUGCAGCCGAGCACCGAGACGUUUCCCCAGCGAGAGCUGGAGACCGAGCUGCAGCCCGAGAAGGUCGGCCCGGGAGCCCAGACCGGAGAUGGAGGGCGAGCUGAGCUCGAGCCAGGAAAGCCCUGGGGUCCACACGCCCCAAGGCUCCAUCACCCAGUCGUCAUGGACUUCCCAAGUGGAGGGCUCGCCCGCCACCUCUCUGCUCCAGUCCGUGCGCGGCUCGGGGACUCUCCGAAGCUCCGUCCUCGACCUGUACUCGCGGGGCUCCGAAAUGAGGACCUCCAUGGAGUCUGUGAUCCCUCCGCGGGGUACCGAGCCGUGGACUCCGCGGGGCACCGAGCGGUGGACUCCGCGGGGCUCCGAGCAGUGGACUUCGCGGGGCUCCGAGCAGUGGACCCCGCGGGGCUCCUCCUACAAGCGAAGCUCCAUGGGCUGGGCUGCCCAGCGAUCCUCGGUCACCACCUUGCGUUCCUCCGAGGCUCGCGAGUCGCAGACCUCCUUCGGCCAAACCACCACUAUGACUGGAGGCGAGCAGCCCUCGCAGAGCUCCAGUGGCCAGGGCUCAGGGACCUCCAUCCGUCGGGCCUCGCAGAGCGUCCUCACUACGGAGGCCCAGACUUCCCUGAGCCAGAGCUCACUCAGGACUUCCAUCCCUCUGGGCUCCCAGAGCAACGUCGUGAUCCAGGACGCCGAGACCUCCAUCCCUCAGACCUCCGAGACCGACAAUAUCGCUCAGACCCUGGAGACCCAGGCGUCCCACAGCAGCGAGGGCUUGGGCCCUGUCUACUACAAGAGCUCGGGGGGCGGUCACCGUCACCACUCCGGUUACUUGGCCGACGAUGAAGGCACCCUGAAGCACUCGAAGUUUCAGGUACACAAGAGGCCGGUGUUUGCCAAUAUGGGACCUGUGGGCAGAGUGCAUGGUUUUCUGCGGCCCCCCUGUCCAUUAUACGUUCCCAUGCCUCCCCGGGCCCACGGCCACAAGAAGCCCCCCAAGUCAGAACCCUUCUCUGAAUUCUUGGACUUCCUGGCCACAGGCCCCAUUCUAGACAGCCUCCAGGUGGUGAUGGAUGAGGCGACCAAGAAAAUGACCCAGAUGCACACAGAGACUGGCCUGCCCCUGUUCGAUGUGGAUAAGGGCCCCAGUCGGAAGGCGAGGGAUCAGAGGGAUGCCAUAGAAGUUGCUCGGAGACUCCGGAAGGGCCGCCCUCACCUGUAUGCUGCCUUCCCUAACAAUUACCCGUCGAGCUCCAGUUCCGAAUCCAACUUCUACUACGGCAGAGAUGAGUGCAAGGGCCCCUCUGCCGGCCAUGGCCGAGGCCCCCUGGGUGGAAUCUUCAUGAAUCCUCCGUGGCUGCACACCAAGUUCUCCCGUUUUCAGCCGCGGAAUCCUCUGUCCCACCUCCCACCCAUCCCAGAGAAGUUUCAGAUAGAAAAAGAUUUGAAGCACGUUCUAAGGAAGAAAAUGAAAAACCCCAUGACUUCUCGCAGAGAGGACUUCUUCUUCUGGAAGAGGUCUUUGGACCCAGUGGACAUGGUCUGGUCCAAAGAGCAGAGGCUGGAGUGGCUGUCCAAGCUCCUGGAACCCAUCCGAAAAAAGUCUUCCGACAUGCCCAGCCUGAUGGAGAUCUUCAACGCUUUGGACAAAGUCAGCAGGACCAAGAUUGCCACCCCACAAGGCACAAGCAGCACGACCUGGAAGCCCUGCCAGGCCCAUAUGCCCUGCAAAUCCCAGCUGCCCUGCACGUCCCGGAUGCCCUGCACAGUCCACAUGACCAGCCAGAUUCGGAUGCCCUGCUCGUCCCGGAUGGUCAACUCAGCCUGGAUGCCCUGCAUGCCCCAGAUGGCCAGCCCGCCUGGGAUACCCUGCACCCGGAUGUCCAGCCCAACUGGGAGGCCCAGCUCACCCCGGAUGCCCAGCCCAACUGGGAGGCCCAGCCCGACCAGGAUAUCCUGCUCGACCCAGAUGCCCCCCCCACCCCAGAGAUCCUGCUCGACCCAGAUACCCAGCCCACCCCAGAGAUCCUGUUCGACCCAGAUACCCAGCCCGCCCCAGAGAUCCUGCUCGACCCAGAUGCCCAGCCCACCCGAGAUAGACUGCUCGACCCAGAUGCCCAGCCUGACCCAGAUGCCCAGCCCAACCCGGGUGCCCAGCCCGACCCGGGUGCCCAGCCCGACCCGGAUGCCCAGCCCAUUGCAGAUGCCCGGCCCAGUCCGAUUGUCCAGUCCAUCUUCCAUUCCCAGUCCUCCAUCACUCCCCUGCCUGGCCAACAAGUCCUCCCAGACAGAAUGGGCCCAUCUCAAAAGGUCCAGUUCCCUGAAGCCCAUCCCCGUGAGCCGGAGCAGCGUCAUGGAAAAGGGCAUGCAGACGGAGACCCGGGCCUCCAAGGACAAGCCCAGCUGCAUGGAGCAGGAGCUGGACUUCAUCAAGGAGGAGCUCGAGAGGGAGCUCCUGGAGCUGCUGCUGGGCUCCCUGAACCCGAAGUCGUCGUCGUCCUCCUCCUCCUCCUCGCUGAAGGCGCCCGCCUACGACUCCACCAAGGAGCCCUUCCACACGCUGGACUUCCUGGCCGAACACCAGCUCUUCCCGGCCCUGCAGGACGUGGUGAGCCAGGCCGUGCUCCGGCUGAGCCUGGCCCGGCGCAGUAACGGCGUCCCGCUCUUCCCCGCACUGCAGCGCUACUUCACCCAGGCCCGGCAGCAGUACCAGCAGCAGCAGCAGCCGCCGCCGCUGCAGGAAGAGGAGGAGGAGGAGGAGGAGGAGGAGCAGGAGAAGGCGCCCAGCCCCACGAACCCCAAGCGCUGGGAGCACGUCACCCACAAGUCCGUCUGGUACCUCCCGGAGGUCACCAUCAAGGAGGAUUCCAAGCCGAUCAUCACCCAACCCUUCAACACCAAGGAGAAGCGGACCCUGGUGUCCGUGACCAUGCCCAUACACAGCUCCGCCUCGGCCCGGCUGCAGCGGGAAAAGGCCCAGGCCGAAGCCAGGGCCCUGGCAGAGGCCAAGGCCCAUGCCCAGGAGGUCAGAUCCCUGUCUCACAUCAAAGCCAGAGUCCGAAGAGACUCCGAGAGUAUGAGAAAGGUAUCCUAUAAGGGAGGGAAUGAGUAUGAGGGUGCUGAACAAGAGAGAGGUGAGGAAGAGAGUCAAGAGUAUGAAGAAAAGGAGGCUGAAGAGGAGGAGGAGGAGGGUGAAGAAUAUGAGGGUGAAGAGUAUGAAGGUGAAGAGUAUGAGGGUGAAGAUUAUCAGGUGGUGUAUGAUCAGGUAUAUGAUCAGGUAUACGACCAGGUAUACGAUCAGGCAUACGACGAGGAAUAUGAGGAGGAUGAGGAGGAAGAACACAAGGAGGAGGACGAGGAGGAAGAGGAGCGUGAGCAAGAGGAGGAAGAGGAGGAACAUGAGCAAGAGGAGGAACGUGAGGUGGAGCAAGAGGGUGAGGAGGAGGAGGAGGAGGAGGAAGAAGAGGAAGAGGAGGAAGAAGAGGAGCAUGAGGAAGAGGAAGAAGAGACUAUAGAUAAGGUGUAUGAGUUUGAGGUUGAGAGUAAACCUGAGGGCAUGGGGGACUUUGAGGAUUUUGAUUUCCUAUAUAUGCAAGAUGGGGAGGAUGUUGAACAGGACAACAGUAUAGUGUUCAAGGACAUCUAUCAGACCUCUGAGGAUACUGAGCGGGAAAUGGCCUAUGAGCAGGAAAUGGCCUAGAAGUCCCUGCCAGCUCUCCUUGCCCCACCCCACUGUUCCUAAUAAAGUUAU
Messenger RNA from Sarcophilus harrisii (Tasmanian devil), 3938 nucleotides. RefSeq names its product coiled-coil domain containing 116 (gene CCDC116). The transcript is spliced from 4 exons. The record is from RefSeq and is a predicted model, not a curated record. Gene Ontology annotation, cellular component: centrosome. Lineage: Eukaryota; Metazoa; Chordata; Mammalia; Dasyuromorphia; Dasyuridae. Bases 279 to 3887 code for a protein of 1202 amino acids.